UUCCUCCCGAGGCCCCGAAGAUUGCCACAUCUUUAUAGGCCGUCGCAGGCCGUCUUCCGGUCGGGGGGCGGGCCUCGCGCGGUGGCGGGAAAGCGGCGGACCAGGCAGGACCUGUGGGACGCCGACGGGUGGGAAGGGACCUGUCGCGUGAACUGUUCAUCAUGGACGCAGCCGAGGUGGAGUUUCUGGCCGAGAAGGAGCUGGUGACCAUUAUCCCGAACUUCAGUCUAGACAAGAUCUACCUAAUCGGGGGGGACCUAGGGCCCUUCAACCCCGGCUUACCCGUGGAAGUGCCCCUGUGGCUGGCCAUUAACCUGAAACAGAGACAGAAGUGCCGUCUGCUACCUCCAGAUUGGAUGGAUGUGGAGAAGUUGGAACAGAUGCGAGAUCAGGAGCGGAAGGAGGAGACAUUCACCGCAGUACCCAGCCCGCAUUACAUGGAGAUCACCAAGCUCUUGCUGAAUCAUGCUUCUGACAACAUUCCCAAGGCAGACACCAUCCGGACACUGAUCAAAGAUCUGUGGGACACACGCAUGGCCAAGCUCCGCGUGUCUGCUGACAGCUUUGUGCGGCAGCAGGAGGCACAUGCCAAGCUCGAUAACUUGACCUUGAUGGAGAUCAACACCAGCGGGGCCUUUCUCACUCAGGCACUUAAUCACAUGUACAAACUCCGCACAAACCUCCAGCCUUCUGAGAGCACACAGUCUCAGGACUUGUAGCCAGAGGCCUAUGGUGUGCAAGCCCUUGCUGCCUGCUGGUGUCCGAGCUCUAGACCUGACAGGCACUCAGCUCUGGAACCAUGUGAUGGCGGAGAGAUAGGUGUGCAACACAGAUGGAAGCGGUUUGCUACUCCUUCCUGUCAGCCCAGCCACAGAGUUCAACUUCCAUCGGAUGUAGAAACACCAGCUUUUCUCUAAUGAGCAUGGAGUCCUCUGCAUACCACGCACAGCGAGUGUUCAGGCCAGUUUA
Molecule: messenger RNA, 969 nt
Organism: Phodopus roborovskii (desert hamster)
Lineage: Eukaryota; Metazoa; Chordata; Mammalia; Rodentia; Cricetidae
Gene: Gins2
Product: GINS complex subunit 2
Exons: 5
Coding region: 162-719 (185 amino acids)
Biological process (GO): DNA replication; double-strand break repair via break-induced replication
Cellular component (GO): nucleus; GINS complex
Source: RefSeq, a predicted model, not a curated record